Messenger RNA from Staurois parvus, 326 nucleotides. NCBI's taxonomy places the organism in Eukaryota, Metazoa, Chordata, Amphibia, Anura, Ranidae. The record is from the annotation of a GenBank genome assembly.
GACCAGGGGUGGACUGACAGCUCAUGGGGCCCCCGGGCAAUAGGGGAUCAUGGGGCCCCUGUGUCCUUGCCCAAACUCAAAAAAGCCUAUGAAAAAGGUACCAGGGGCAUUUCAUGGGGCCCCCUACUGACCCUGGGCACUCGGGCAGUGCCCGAGUGUUCAAAUGGUCAGUCCGCCUCUGCCCCCUUCCUGUCCAGGCCAAUUUUCAGCUUUCAGUGCUAUCACACUUUGAAUGACAAUUGCGCGGUCAUGCAACACUGUACCCAUAUGUAUUUUUUAGCAUUUUUUUGAGACAGAUAACACUUUAAUUUGGUGGUAUUUAUUCA